Tripterygium wilfordii is the source of this 1582-nucleotide messenger RNA. RefSeq lists its product as uncharacterized. Lineage: Eukaryota; Viridiplantae; Streptophyta; Magnoliopsida; Celastrales; Celastraceae. The transcript is spliced from 10 exons. The record is from RefSeq and is a predicted model, not a curated record. Bases 79 to 1125 code for a protein of 348 amino acids.
UAUAGAGAACCAAUUCAUAUAUCUUUUUUUUUUUCUCGCUUGGUCGGACAGACGGAGUGAGGGAGGGAAGGAUUAGGUAUGUCGCAAUCGCAUAGUAGCGGGAGCAGCAUCACCGGCGGCGAUGGUGGUGGAGAGAUGGACUUUCAUUUACCGGACGAGAUCCUGGCGGUGAUACCAACGGACCCUUACGAUCAGCUGGAUCUGGCGAGGAAGAUCACGUCCAUGGCGAUCGUGUCGCGUGUGACCAAGCUGGAGGCCGAAACGGGCCGCAUGCGGCAGGACUUGUUUGAGAAGGACCGGGUUAUCUCCGACAUGGAAGAGAAGGUCUCUCGCCUUCAAAACGCGUACCAGGAGGCAGAUUCGAAGUUGAAGAUUAUGGUCGACGAAAAUAUGAAACUUUCAAAGGAGCGAGAUUCUUUGGCAGUGACUGCAAAAAAACUCAGCCGAGAUUUAUCCAAGUUGGAAUCAUUUAAGAGACAACUGAUGCAGUCACUAAAUGAUGACAAUUCCUAUCAAGCCGAGACUGUUGAUAUUGGGACCUGUGAUCAGGCAGUUCCAAAAGCGUAUCCUGACAAGGAUGAGGGGAGAAAUGGCUACAUGAUACGGCAUUCAUUUGGUGCAUCUACAAAUGUUGGAAAUCCAAUUGACGAAGCCUCAAGGCAUGUGGUACAACAUUCUGUCUCCCCAUACAUUACACCUCGACUUACACCAACUGGAACUCCAAAAAUUUUCUCAACAAAUGGAUCCCCAAGCGCUUAUUCAGCUGCUGCAACUCCACAAAGAACCUCUGGUACAACAUCACCCACAAAAACUCAAUACGAUGGACGGACUGCAGUUUCUGCAUGGUAUCCAUCAAGCCAGCAGUCAUCAGCUGCAAACUCUCCUCCACAUGGCCGAUCAUUGCCAGGUCGCACUCCUCGAAUUGAUGGAAAGGAGUUCUUUCGUCGGGCCAGGAGUUGCCUAUCAUAUGAGCAGUUCAGUGCAUUUUUGGCUAACAUUAAGGAACUAAAUGCUCAAAAGCAAACUCGAGAGGAAACUUUAAGGAAAGCAGAAGAAAUAUUUGGAACAGAUAAUAAAGAUCUUUAUCUUUCAUUCCAAGGAUUGCUUAAUCGCAAUGUACACUAGGCCUAGUUAAGGAACUGCUGGAGAUCGUUUACAUUAAUUGGGAACUGCUAGGACUCCUAAAGACAACAACGCGUAGAGAGGCCGAUUAGCCUAAUAGGUUGUCCCAACAAUUGGCGUAUUCCUGGGUGAAGGCAUGACACAAGUAAGGAGUGCAUAAGCAUGAAAUUAGAAGGCGAUUCCAUUAAAGAAAUCAAUCAAGAAAAGAGUGGAAGUAACGUAAAAUGACAAGUUCAUGAAUAUUAUGAAUAAUAUUUUGGUGAGAACCUCUUUCAUGUAAAAUCCCUUUUUCCAAAGAAGAUUAAAGUUUUAAGAUAUUGUGGCUAUGAAAAAGGGAGGCCAUGAAGAGGACGAAACUAAAACCAUCCUUUUUAGAUGCUGAUGAUUAUGAUGGACUUUUUCCUAUUAAUUACUGUGUCCUGAGUGAAGCUGUGAACGUGUGACUUUGGAAUUUUAAAAU